Cinara cedri is the source of this 735-nucleotide messenger RNA. Lineage: Eukaryota; Metazoa; Arthropoda; Insecta; Hemiptera; Aphididae. The record is from the annotation of a GenBank genome assembly.
AUGGAUAAAUUCGUAAUUCGGAAAAGUGGUCAAAUUAAUACACACGAAGACAUGCCAACGUUAUCACAGGUACCUUCAACUUCAAACGCAGAGGAAAACUCUCACAAAAGAAAGAAAUCCGAAUUUAUUGGUCGAAGGUAUAAUGAAAAUUAUUUAAAAUUUGGAUUUUGUGCUUUUAAUAUGGGAGAUUUAGUUCAACCACAAUGUGUAGUCUGUGGAGAACUGCUCGCAAAUGAAAGUUUAAAACCAUCAAAACUAAAAAGGCAUUAAGAUACAAAACAUCCAAAUUUAAAAGAAAAACCCAUAGAGUAUUUCGAAUCAUUAAAACCUAACUUUCAUAAAAAUCAAAAAAUCAUAAAAAAAUAUUCAUCAGUUUCGCAGUCGGCUUUAAAAGCAUCGUUUUUAGUCUCGUAUAGAAUUAAAAAAUGUUUGAAACCAUAUACUGUCGGGGAAGGACUAAUAUUACCUGCUGCUAUUGAAAUGUAUACGGAAAUGAUAAAUGAAAAAGUUGCAAACCAAUUAAAAAAUAUUCCUCUUUUUGAUACUACAGUCGCUAGACGUAUAUCACUUAUUAGUAAUAAUUUAAAAUUGCAACUUUUGUCUCGUUUAACAGGUAAAUUCUCUUUACAACUUGACGAGAUCACCGAUAUUGCAAAUGAAGCGAUUUUGCUUACAUAUGUUAGGUAUUUUUAUAACAACAAAAUCCACGAGGAACUCGUCAAAACUAGAAACUAG